This is a messenger RNA of Magallana angulata, 5741 nucleotides long. RefSeq names its product bromodomain-containing protein DDB_G0270170-like. The transcript is spliced from 3 exons. The coding region runs from base 229 to 5118 and encodes 1629 amino acids. The record is from RefSeq and is a predicted model, not a curated record. NCBI's taxonomy places the organism in Eukaryota, Metazoa, Mollusca, Bivalvia, Ostreida, Ostreidae.
UUUUAUGUUCCUUUUUGGUAAAGAAAACUAGCCACUGGUAUACAGUUCUGACAGUUUUCAAUUUAAUAACAUAGUAUGCCUAAAUAAUUAUAUGCCAAGUUUUUUUUUUCAAAAUACCGGUACUGAUUAUAAAGUUCAUAAAUUACAGAUUGAUUGGAAUUUCAUAAAUUUCAUGCUUCAUUUUUCAUUUCAUGUUUUGAUAAUUUUCUCUUUUUUUCCAUAGACAGGAUGUUGUUUGAAUUUGUUCUUGUAAUUCCCAGCCUGUUCCACUUGACUUCAGGUCAAAGUGUUACUCCUGAUCCACUGGAAGAGUUAUUCGGGAAUGGACUUGACAGAAAAGUGGAAUCUUGGUCCAGUAACUUACUGUUUGGAGACGCUAAUUUUAACGAGAUGUCCAACGCUCUCGACUCCGCUCCUCCCUCUCAGCGUAACAACAGGGGAGGAAAGUCUCGACGAGAUCCAUUACCAAUGGGCUUGUCGUUUCUGAAUGGAGGCGAAUCGCUGCAAGGAAUAAUGGCCCAGGAUAUGAAUCCUCCCUCAGUUGAUUCAAGUUCAACGGGUGAAAAUCCUCUGUUUAACAUACCACCCAUGCCUAAUUUUGACCAGUUGGGACUGGAAAACGUUUUGGACAAAUUCUUGCCAAUCGACGGAUCUGUUCGGCUGCCCCCACCUUCUAACGAUCCUAUUGUUCAUUCUCGUGAUAAUGUACCCAUUCCAUCUAUUGGACAGCUCGGGUUGGAUAGCUCCGGCUUAUUCGGCCAAAGUAUGUUUUCACCUAAUGCCGGAAGCUUAUCCGGCAGACCAACACAGCCAUCAAGGUUGGCGGACGCAUCAUUUAGAAAUGACAACAGCAAUAACAGGAACACAAACAACAAUCUGAAUAACUUUCAAACAAACAAUCAAAUGAACUCAGCAAUGUUUCCGACGGAAGCCAGCCCAACUAUUCCGACUAGUCCUGCACAGCCUCCGACAACAGCGCCUGGGAGAAGCGAACAGCAAAAACUUCUUGAUCAGCAAAUAUGGGAUAGCAUUAUUCCUCCACUACCAGAAAAUCGUAAUCCAGUAGAGGUUUUUCCUCAGAAUGAACCUACUCCAAAACCAAAGAAAAACAAAAAAAUAAAGGCAUUACUACCUUUACUUCCACCCUCGCCACCUCGAAAAACUUCAUCACAGUCGCAAAACACAAAAAAAAAAGAUGAACUAGAUCGAAUUACAAGUGACAAUAUAUUGAACAAUAUACCUAACAUUGACCAACUUACUUUCGGUUCGGAAAACAGACCACCAGCAACUACACCAAGUCCUUCAAAAAUAAAUAGUGAAAAUCUCAUAAAAAAUAUACCAUCAAUAGAUGAGCUUGGCAUGGACAUAUUUGGAAAUAAUCUACCAUUUCUCAACCAAGGAAAAGCACAACAAGACGUUAAACCAACACCGACUGCGGGAGACAUUUUUCAAUUUCCCGAUCAAUUUAGCGGUAGUAAUCGUCAAUUACCGUCUAAAAACGAAGAAGGGACUAAAAAAUCCGUUGAAUCUUCUACAAGUAAAAUGACCGAUUCGGAUAAUAAUACUUCUUCUUUAGAAAAUCUUUGGAACAUUUUGCUGGCUGAAGUUCCUGGUUUACCUGGUAUUAUAUCUGGGGAAGAUGCCACAACACCCAAACCACAAACGUUAGAUAUUGAAGCAAUAUUAGGAAUUUCUGCAUCGGACAUAGACGCGUUUAAUGCCAAUCAAGAAAAUACAUUUCCAUCACAGGAUUCUAAACCUCAAAUACCCGCACCCAAGGUGACAACUAGUUCUCCUCCCAAGUUCCGAUCUACUACACAAUCUCCAAAAAUCGUCAUACCCCAAACAACUCUCCCACCUGUGAUAUAUAUCCAAACAACUACUCCUACCCUACCACCACCAGUAACCGUAUAUAUACCACCUCCAACAACUAAACCACCAACAACCCCUAAACCAGCUGUGUAUAAUUUACCGGAUUUACCGACGCCUGAUAUAUUUUUACCAUCUUCUAAAUCACAAGAACAUUCGGAAUCAUCAAUACCUCCAUUUCCUACUUUGCCUUCCUUGGAAAAGACAACUUCACACCUCACAAUUGACUUCAGUAAAAACGAUCCAAAUACAAAGAAAACCUCCGAUUCCUCUAAAAACGAGGGAGGCGUAUUGCCUCCUCCGUUUGAAAAACUACUUCCUGAUUUCUCAUCGCUGGACAUCAAAUCCGAAAAUAUGCACAGUACAAAAACAGAGUCAAAAUCGAACAUUAAUUCUAUGUUACUGCCAUCUCAGCCAGAUAUACCAUUUACAACUCCCUUCCCUUUUCAUCUUGUGCCUACAAUUCCAGAAGAAGAAUUCAAAAAGCCUCAAUUUGAAGACUUGGGAAGUUUUAACACUAACAAUGAACCAGAUCCUUUCAUUAAUUUUCUACCGCAAGAACCCAAAUCGGAUCAUAUUUGGGGGGAAAGGCCUGGAGGAAAUGAACAGACACCAAAAAGACAAUCAGAAGUAUUUGAUCUUAAUUCGUUGAUGGGCGACAAACAAGCAACACUUUUUAACAAUUUUAACGAACCAAAACAUGAAAAUAACAUUGAUUUUAUGUCAAAUGGAUUUGAAAACUUAAACAGCAAUUCUGAUUUUGUAAAGAAUCCGGACGUAGAUUCAAAUUCACCAUAUAAACCACUUACAACAAUAGAACCAACAACAAAGGAAGAAUUAUUUUUACCGGGGUUGGAUAUGCUUCUGAAUACAAAAGAAGAAAACACGAUACAAACAACAACAACAACAACAACAAUGGAACCAUCAACAACAGUGCCAGAAAUACCUAUGUUAGAUCUUUCGCUUCUAGGUGGCUUCAAUACAGAUGUCACUAAUCAUGAACAAUCACUUCAUACUACAAAGGAAGAGCAGAUUAAAGUAACCAUAAAUAGAAAUGAUAUCAAAGAUGUACCACCACUAGAUUUUGACAUCUUCAAAAAUAUGAACGAAGACAUCAAGACAGAUUUUACUACACCUCUACCAAUUCCAACACUUCCAGCCCUUCCUUCCUUGGGUAAUAUAAACACUGUAAAUAACGAUGGUCAUGAAACGUCUGGAAGUAACACUUUCGAAAUGAAGAACAAUGUUGACCCUCUGAAACAGAUAAUUGACUCUGGUCCAUCACAUCCUCAUACUCCCGAAAAUUCUGUCCCAAUUUCAAAGUCUCUUAUUCAGAACAGCGAACUCUUUCCUUUUGUUUCGCCAACGUCAGAAGCUUCAAAGCAUUUCGUUUUUCAAGAUCAAAGUAAUGGCGGCAAUAUUAGAACACAUCCCCCACCCGGCAGUUUUACCACGACUCCCAAACCGGUUAACGAGAAUGACAAACCACGAAAACCAAAUAUCAUUGUAAUUGACAUUCAGAAAACGCUCCCUGAAAGAACAGUCACUCAAACAAAGCCAAACAGUCUUAAUGGGUUGCAGAACACAGAUAAUAUAGCAAGCAUUGAAUCAGUUUCGAAUUCGCAAAAUAUUGUAACGCUUCAUCAGGGACCAAGAAUACAACAAGUUACACAAACACCACCAAAAGUUACAACACCAGCUUGGUUAGCAUCAACAAUUUUGGCGAUAAGAGAUCGUUUAAAUCAAUUACGCGCAAUGAGAAACAACGCUCAAAACAAUGCAAACAAUAAUAUACAAAACCCUGGAUUACCUAAUGCUCAGAACAGCAACCAAAGACAAAAUUCGAAUGUGCCAUCUUUAUUACCUGCAAACAAUCAAAGACAUAAUCUCCAGCAACUUCAAAUUCUUCUUAGAAAUCGGAUGCUGCAAAAUAGCAAUGUUCAAAAUAGCAAUGUGCAAAAUAGCAAUUUGCAAAAUAGCAAUGUGCAAAACAGAAAUAGUCAGCCACCAAGGGGAACUGGAUUUACGUCACGCAUGAAUAUUAAUUUCAGAGGUUUCCCCACAAAUCGGGCUCCACAACAACAAGCUAAUUUCCAGCAAAAUGGCAGACCACAAUUUCAACUUCCAAAUGUUCCAAAUCAAUUAAACCAAGGAAAUUCGCAGCAAAUUCGCCAGCCUCCAAACUUUCCAAAUUUACUUCCGACGCAAUCUAAUAGAAGACAGGGCUCUCAGACCCAACAAACGGAGACAACACAGAAUGAUCUUGCUCUUGUGAGAGAAAGAAUCCGACAACGUAUUCAACAAGUUCUUCGUACACAGAUCCUUCGCCAUCUUUUAGCGCGACGUUUGCAAACACUUCGCAAUAAUCAGACACCCAAUAAUGCACAACCAACGCAGAACCAACCAAUUUGGCGAGCACCUUCAUCCACCAAUGGAAUGAAUGUGAUGAAUGCCAAUAAUGCGAUCAAUUUGAUACGUCAAGCUAGGCAACGUACAUUGACGGCAACUCAACAACAAAGACAACAGCAACCCCAACAAAAUCAACCUGUCGUUGACUUAUCUAGAAAUAUUUUCGAGAGAUUUCAAAACACAAACUUUCAAAACCCGGCAUUUGUCCCAGGACAGUUUAGACCACAGCAACCGGCACAACAAAUGGAUUUUUCAAGACUUUUUCAAAAUAAUAGAGGAGCCAAUUUCAAUAACCGUUUUGCUCAACCAUUUCAACAAAUAACGUCUAACAGAACAAAUGGAAAUAGAAUCAACACAGAUCAGGGAACGGAUUUAUCACUUCCACCAUCGGAAUUAGCACUCCGGAAUUUACGAAAUUUUAACCUUCAAAGAGCACAAAGGGUUCAACAAGGUACUGCUUCUACUUUUAGACCUAAUCAAAAUCUUGUUGUUCAGAGAACGGCCAUACCUGUUUCGGAGGCUUUUCAGCAAAUAGAACGUUUACGAGCACAAAACAGGGACAUUGCACCAUUUGGAAAUUUUAAUACAAAUAAUAUACCACAAUUUCUAAUGGAACGAUUCCGAAAUGGUUUGCCUAGAUUUCAACCAGUGCAAAAUGUUCCACACACAGUUUUUAAUAGACAAAGAAUACUAGUCCCAAUUAAUGGGCCGAUAGUGGGUCUCAGAAACAAUCAAAAUAUUACACGAAGACCAAAUGUGGGUCAAACCAGUGCCCCUCCAAGGUUUACUGGGCCCCCAGGCAGUUGGCCGUGGGUCGAGCAACAGAACAGCGAUAAGUGAUUAAGAUUUCCUGUGACAGAAUGAACAGCAGUUGUAAAUCUGAAGUUCUGAAGUAAUUGUAAGAAGAAAUCAGCUCCAAGUCGUUGAAACGUUUGGUUGAUGCCGUCCACAAAAUGUUUUACACACAUGGCCUCAGUUAUCGCUGCUAGAUGAAAUCCAUAUUUAUCGCAAUUCAGUUGAAGAAGCGUAAGAAUGAAGAUAAUGACGGUGAAUUAUUCUGGAUCUAUUUUCGAACCUCAUGUUUCUCUGAUUCAGAAAAGGCUUGCUUAGUCUUUACUAUAAUAGUUACUCGUCUUCGUUUUGGUGAAGCGAACGAUUAAUGGUUGUCGGAUGUCGCAAAAUAAUGGCGAGGGCUAGCUCUGUGUAUCUAGCCCCAUGAUCGGUAUUGACAUAUUAGCAAUGUAACGUAUGGUUCUGUGUAUUUCGUUACCUACAUUUAAGUGACUUCUGACAUUCGACGUUUUGGUCGUUUUGUGAUUCCCAAAAAUGAUUGGGUGAUUGAUUGAGACAAAGAGGAAGAUGAAUCGUUUGUACAUAUGAUGAUGCAUUAAUUUAUAUAUUUUUAUUCUUUGUUAUGUUCGAAAAUUCCGCAGGCGGUUGAUUUAAAUAAAAGCAAUGUGAUA